AGCCACACAAAGCGUGCAACUCCUACUUGAAGUGUCCGCCCACCGGCGGACUACCACAACUCUACUUCACAGACGCUUCCUCCACCGCUUGGAUAAACCUCUCCGGUCUGCCACAUUUCAGAAACCUCCACCCAACUCAAAAUUAAGCUGACCCAGUAAGCAAAAACAGUUUCUUGCUUGUAAAUUCAUCAUCUAACUAGCGACACUGUCUCUGAUGAAUUCAAGCCCACAAGUGUUCGGCCAAACGAUACCUUGGUCUUCCCCUUUUUGGAGGCUGCAUGAAUAGGCAGAAAUUGUAUACCAAUUCGUCCAUCUUCAAGUUUGGGUACUUGAAGUUGUUGUCUUUAAAGCAGUUGAAACUAGUAUGGCUAUGGUCUCAGUUUCACACCCUGUCUCUUUCAAUUCCAAUGUCUUCUCGAUACGGCAAGAGCCUCUAUUGGCAUCGCAUGCUUCUAGAAUUCGCUAUCGCCUCGCUACUCGCCGAUGGUUGAACUUCAGUUCUGCUUCUCCUCCAUGCAGGUUCAACAACUUAAAUUCAAGGUGCUCAAUUACAAAUUCUGACUCACCAUGCAGCCAUAUUCUCACUGAUGAUGAGAUCCCACAAGAUGUUUCAGGAAUUGAGCCUGAUUGUUCAGCCCCAAUCAUUCAUAUUAAAUCUGAUAUCUUAGAGGUUGAACCUCUGAGUUUGCUAGCUGAAGCAACUUUUGUGGACAGUCUUUUGACAGCAUUGCCGGUUUUAUCAGAGGAGGAACAAAAUGCCCUUGCAGCAACUCCAGCCCAUCCAGUUGGAUUAUAUGCCUUUUAUGCUAGUUGCCUAGCUGGAAAUUUAGUGGAACAACUAUGGAAUUUUGCUUGGCCUUCUGCUAUAGCAUUGAUUCAUCCUAGCCUCCUACCAGUGGCUGUAAUGGGUUUCUUCACCAAGCUUGCAAUAAUUGUUGGAGGUCCUUUGGUUGGCAAACUCAUGGAUCAUUCUCCCAGAAUACCUUCUUUUAUUGGUCUAAAUGUAAUCCAGGUAGCUGCUCAGUUGUUAUCUGCAACUAUGAUUAUUCGUGCACAUACUGUUUCUCCCACUUCUGCAUCAUCCAUUCUUCUCCGUCCUUGGUUUCUUGUACUUGUUUCGGUAGGGGCUAUCGAGAGGCUAUGUGGAGUAGCAUUGGGGGUAGCUAUGGAGCGGGAUUGGGUUGUACUGUUAGCAGGAAUAAAUAGGCCAAUUGCACUUGCGCAAGCAAAUGCUGUUCUUAAUCGAAUUGAUCUUCUGUGUGAGAUAGCUGGAGCAUCAUUAUUUGGCAUUCUUCUCUCCAAGUAUGAUCCUGUGACCUGCUUGAAGUUUGCCACUGGUCUAAUGAUAUGGUCAUUGCCCAUUAUGAUUGGUCUCGCUUUGUUGACCAACAAGCUAUCUACUGGGGUGCUUGACCACACCAGAUUUUCCCAGACCUGUUGCAGAGAGUCAAAUGGAACAGCUGUGGAUGAUAACAGCCUAGUGGAUAGAGGUCUAGAAACCAUCAAACUUGGGUGGAAGGAAUAUAUGCACCAGCCAGUUCUACCUGCAAGCCUUGCCUAUGUUCUCCUAUGCUUCAAUGUUGUUCUUGCUCCAGGCAGUUUGAUGACGGCAUUUUUAACUCAGCGUGGAGUAAAUCCAUCAAUAAUUGGUGGGUUUAGUGGAUUAUGUGCAUCCAUGGGUGUUGUGGCAACGUUCUUAUCUGCAACAUUGGUCAAGCGAUUGGGCAUUUUGAAGGCAGGAGCAGCUGGUUUGGUAUUUCAGGCUUCACUUCUCAUCUUAGCUGUGGCUGUUUAUUGGAGUGGAUCUCUUUCCCGGCAGAGCCCACUUCUCUUUUUCCUGGGAUUGAUUGUUUUAUCAAGGUUGGGACACAUGUCAUACGAUGUUGUUGGGGCACAGAUUCUCCAGUCGGGGAUCCCAUCUUCUAAAGCAAAUCUUAUCGGGGCGACAGAGAUUUCAGUUGCAAGUUUGGCAGAGUCAUUAAUGUUGGGAGUUGCAAUAAUUGCAAAUGACAUUUCACAUUUUGGAUUUUUAGCAAUGCUGUCACUUUUAUCAGUAGUUGGGGCAGCAUGGAUGUUUUGUCGAUGGUUGUCGAAUCCAACAGAUGAACAAAGAAGUCUUUUCUCUAUCAGCCUAGGUUAUAAUUUUUAGCCAGUUUCCAAUUCGAAGGAACACAGAUCAAGGCUUUUAACUGUUACAGGAGCCAAGCUAAAGCCAUUUCAGAAUACAUGUUCCAGAAUCAGCAUGUGUAUAGCAGCCACAGAAGGCCUUGAGGUAAGUCUUCUUUGGCGACUUAGUGGGUCAGAGUUUCUGUAAUUGCACGGCUCAGUUGAAAUAGCAUUGUCACUUGACUUUGUAUCAUAUUGGACAGUGUCCAUGUAUAGUGGAGAGGAGAAUGAAAGGAAUUUCUUUCCCCCUAAUGCUGUAAAAACAGUUGAAACAGGAAAAAAAAAAUUGUAAAGGUUUUGAUUUAUUUAA
This is a messenger RNA of Manihot esculenta (cassava), 2476 nucleotides long. RefSeq names its product solute carrier family 40 member 3, chloroplastic. Gene Ontology annotation, biological process: iron ion transmembrane transport. Lineage: Eukaryota; Viridiplantae; Streptophyta; Magnoliopsida; Malpighiales; Euphorbiaceae. The record is from RefSeq and is a predicted model, not a curated record. Gene Ontology annotation, cellular component: membrane. The transcript is spliced from 14 exons. Bases 365 to 2149 code for a protein of 594 amino acids. Gene Ontology annotation, molecular function: iron ion transmembrane transporter activity.